This is a messenger RNA of Ilyonectria robusta, 1227 nucleotides long. RefSeq lists its product as uncharacterized. Bases 1 to 1227 code for a protein of 408 amino acids. NCBI's taxonomy places the organism in Eukaryota, Fungi, Ascomycota, Sordariomycetes, Hypocreales, Nectriaceae. The record is from RefSeq and is a predicted model, not a curated record. The transcript has 5 exons.
AUGACUGCCCAACUGCUCCCCGAUGUGCUGGGGCUGGCAGUUGGAGUCCUCAUCUACUCUAUAUUCUCCCUCAGCUUGGGCCUGCUCACGGCAUGGCUUGUUUGGGUACAUCGUGAAGGAACUAGUUACGUGUUCCUCUUAGCCAUCUUCACGGUGGUCGGGGGCGUAGCUUCAAUUGCUCAGCAAAUACAUACCAUCGUCGAUUGGAGGGAUAUCAAGCUUGAGCAACAUCGUCACACCGUUGCAAAUGUUGGGAAUCCAGUAGUCGCGCUCGCCAGUGGCUCAGUAGACCUGGACCUGGCACUCUUUUACAUCCAGUUUACUUGCUAUGGUAUCGAGGCACUGCUCAUCUUCUUCUGGUGUGCGGUUUUGCUCCAGUCUGUUUUUCAGCUCCGGAUUUUGGAAAACAGCCUCCGAUAUUCCAACGCUGUAGCCAAAGCAUCAGCAAUAUUUUUCCCCGUCCUUAUGGUUUGUCUGCUGCAAAUCAAGGCCCUUCAGAACAACACAAUUGGCUUCUUCGUCAUUGCGAAUCUCUGCAUGUCAGUUGGUCUAUUGGGAGGUGCCAUCAUGCUACUAAGCAUCCUAGGCCGGUACAUCUACACCAGGCGCGCCCUCAUUUCCUUCCAAUUUAAAUACGGCAAAUCUUCUACCAGGUCUGGUGCGCAAUCACGAGCUUCGACUGCUGGUGGAGUUCAGGCUCGACAAAAAAUUUACGACAGAUGGCUUAUCUUGCGACUUGCUAUCGGCUUUGUGGCCUUGGGGAUAUUCCAACUAGUUACUAUUAUGACCGAGGUGGUUGCCCAGGCCAAGAACAACCGCAGUCACCUCAGCGAUUCUGCGGACCUGAGUCUAGCACAGGCCAGAUCCGAUUUCACUUUAUUCUUGCCGGGCGCGACGCCACCAUUGGUGACAUUUGUUGUAUUUGGUACAACGCGACCUUUCCGGCAGUACAUGUGGGCUCACUUCGUGCCCGGUUGCUUUAAGCGGAGAGAGGAUCCGCAAACACCGAAGAAUUUACAUGGGACAGAUCACACCCAAAGUUCGCGGACACAUGAAGUGUAUGUAUACAGUCCGAACAAUAAUGACGGACAUGAUGGAGCGAGUAGCUCGGGGUCUGCAAUGAUGUUGUCGGACUUGGCUCAUGGACGGAUAGACGACGAUGCCGUGCCUAUCUUGGAGGGUUCGACCCCCGAGGACGUUGGUGGCAGAGGUCCCCGUGCAGUUUAG